GUUUCAGCGUAUUCCGCCUAUACGGUUUUCCUUGUCACCCCCAUAAGCUUCGAAUUUGGCUCAUCUGCUCUCCGAAACCCCCAAUUCUAACCCUGAUUCGUUUUGCUUCCCCUAGAGGCGAGAUUCCAUGGAUGAAGAGAACAUCGGCCCUUUCCGUCGGACGUCGGCUCGGACGAGGAAAGUCGCUUCCAAGAUGGCUGCCGCUCUUGCCAGCACAGAUAACAGGACACAGGCAGCGCUUGCACGUCUGGAGGCUCUUGAAAGUGACAAUGCUGGAGUUGAGGCUGUAGAGAUCAACGACGACGAUGAUGCCUCUCUGGAUGACGAAGAUCAAGUAAUUUAUGUACAGAAGAAACAGAAGGGUACCAAGAGGAAAACCAGACAGGCAAAAGCACUGGAGAACGCAAGGAGGGCUCCUAGGACAUUUUUGGAGAUAAUACAUGAGGCGAAUCUGGAGUCCUUACCCCCACGUGUUCCGACUUACUGGAGAGCUGCAGUGGGUCCUCCGACCUCCAGCAGUCGUCGUUAUUUCUGCUCGGUUUGUGGAUUUAUAGGAAACUACACUUGCGUGAGGUGUGGAGUCAGAUUUUGUUCUUCCCGUUGUCAGGUUAUACACAAUGAUACGCGAUGUUUGAAAUUUGUUGCUUGACAACUGCUAGAAUACUUUUCAGCUUUCUUCUCUAAUAUUUUUUAAUUCACUUGGAUUGAUUCUAGUCAUUUAUGAUGAAUUCGUUGUGGCCUUA
Molecule: messenger RNA, 743 nt
Organism: Phalaenopsis equestris
Lineage: Eukaryota; Viridiplantae; Streptophyta; Magnoliopsida; Asparagales; Orchidaceae
Product: SWR1 complex subunit 6
Exons: 4
Coding region: 128-649 (173 amino acids)
Biological process (GO): chromatin remodeling
Cellular component (GO): Swr1 complex
Molecular function (GO): nucleosome binding
Source: RefSeq, a predicted model, not a curated record